Messenger RNA from Aaosphaeria arxii CBS 175.79, 1740 nucleotides. RefSeq names its product histidinol-phosphate aminotransferase. NCBI's taxonomy places the organism in Eukaryota, Fungi, Ascomycota, Dothideomycetes, Pleosporales. The transcript has 3 exons. Gene Ontology annotation, molecular function: pyridoxal phosphate binding; L-histidinol-phosphate:2-oxoglutarate transaminase activity. Gene Ontology annotation, biological process: L-histidine biosynthetic process. Bases 210 to 1529 code for a protein of 439 amino acids. The record is from RefSeq and is a predicted model, not a curated record.
CAAUUGGCUCAGUGUGCAGCUGUAUAGGCCGUCUGUGCUUAUUGUGACUCUUAUUAUACGCAAAAGUUUGAGUAUCGUUGGUACUUAUCGCAAGCGUCUUCCGCGGUGACUCUUCGCCCGACAUCGCUGCCCCGCGCUACAAAAAGUGCCCGCCGACCAUCAAUCUUGACCUUGUUCACAUCCAACAACCAACAGCCACAUCCUCCACAAUGGCGCCCAGCAAAUCCCCCUUCGAUCUCUCCACAUGCGCAAGGCCAAAUAUACUGGCAUUGGAGCCGUAUCGAUGCGCGCGCGAUGACUACAAGGACGACGGGAAGAACAUCCUACUCGAUGCGAACGAGAAUGCAUACGGUCCUGGGUUGGCUCUUGAGUCGACAGGAGCAUUAUCUGGCUCCACCGCGAACGGCGCAUCCGGAUCUCUGUCAGCCAUUGACGUCGAUCUGCUUGGACUGAAUAGAUAUCCAGAUCCUCACCAGAAUGAACUUAAGCAAGCCCUUUGCGACCUCCGAAACACCCACACCCACACCUCGAAGACAAUCACCCCCGAACACCUUUUCGUUGGCGUGGGCUCAGACGAAGCAAUUGACGCACUCCUCCGCGCAUUCUGUGUCCCUGGCAAAGACAAAAUCCUGACAUGUCCACCGACCUACGGAAUGUACAGUGUUUCGGCACAGGUGAACGACGUCUCUCUCGUCAAGGUGCCGUUGCUUUCAGAAGGAUUCCAACUCGACGUCCCCAGCAUCACCUCCGCACUUUCAUCCGACCCUAACAUCAAAUUGGCCUACCUUUGUUCGCCCGGAAACCCGACCGCAGCGCUUUUGAAGAAGGAGGAUGUACAAAAGAUAUUAGAGCACCCAACUUGGAAUGGGAUAGUCGUCUUGGACGAAGCAUACAUCGAUUUCGCACCUGAGGGUACAAGUUUGGCAGAAUGGGUCGCGGAAUGGCCCAACCUGGUAGUGAUGCAGACCUUGUCAAAGGCAUUCGGUCUGGCAGGAAUAAGAUUGGGAGCGGCAUUCACAGACCCGGCGAUUGCGAGGAUACUGAACUCCCUCAAGGCUCCAUACAACAUCCCGAACCCAACAAGUCAAUUGGCUCGCGCAGCACUUAGUUCAAAACACCUGGAAAUCAUGCGAAGAAACAAGGAUUUGAUAGUGAAGCAGCGUGAAAGGCUGUUGAAGGAGCUACCCAAGGUUCCUGGUGUCGGCAAAUUCCUAGGAGGAUCUGAAUCAAACUUCUUGCUCGUCGAGAUGCUUGAUGCGCCCAAGGAACAAGGCGGAAAGCCGUCAAAUGAGACGGCACUUGCCGUGUACGAAGCUUUAGCGGAAGAAAAGGGAGUCGUUGUCAGAUUCAGAGGAAAAGAGCACGGGUGUUUGGGAUGCCUGAGAGUUACUGUUGGAACGGAGAAGGAGGUCGACAGGUUCCUCGUGGAGCUAAGCACGGUUCUCAAGAAUAUUCAUCAAAGUACUUCAAAAGUUGGUGCGAAGGAAGAGGAAAGAAAAGAAACCCAAGCGAACGCUGUCAUUGCUUGAGGACUUUUGGCCUCCAAUCUUGAAGGAAACAACCUUCAAGGAGUGAGUGUCGUAGACUAUAGAACAUACAAGCAAGAAGGCCAAGGCAAUAUCUGAACCUCGACAGAUAUGCGUUUAAUCAUAUAGAGGAUGAUUUUGGUUAUAGUCAUAGGUACGAGAAUCGCUCAUAUAAUGUAAAUAUUUCCCACGAUUUGGGAAAAUUCAGAGUUUG